AUGUCAUUACGACGAAGUUAUUCAAAAGAAUCUCGUUCACGUUAUGCUCGUUCAUCAUCAUUUAGUAAUGAUCAUUCAAGUUCUUCAUAUCAUCAUCGUCCAUUAAGUUUUCGUUUAAUUGAACGAGAUCGUUCAUUACCACCUCUUGGUUUUGAUUGUAAUGAUGACCAAUAUUCUUUUGAACGUCGUUCAAAACAAGUUCGUGAUGAUUUUCAACGUCGUUCAAAAAAAUUUCGUGAUGAUUUUGAACGUCGACUUCGCUGCCGUUUUGAUGAUGAUGAUUUUGGUCGUCGACUUCGUUGCCCUUUUAAUGAUGAUGAUUUUGAUCGUCGAUUUCGUUUGGGUUUUCAUGAUGAUUUUGAUCGUCGACUUCGUUGUGGUUUUCAUGAUAGUGUAUUUGAUGAUCCAUUUUUUAAAUCUAACAUUGGAAAUAGCUCAUUAGGUUUUGGACGUAAUAUUCCAAUAAAUUACCAAACAAAUAAUAAUUCAAUAUCAACAGGAAGAAGAAUACCAAUUCAAUAUAGACCAUCACCAAUGACUAAUCGUCAUGAAAAAGUUUGUAAACAAAUUAAUGUUAAUACUGAUGGCACAUCAAAUUCAUUUCAACGUAAUAAUGACUAUUUUGAUAGACGAGAAAAUCGAUUUUCAACUAAUGAUUGGACACCAAGACAAGAAUCUCCAACACGUAAACGAGCAACUAUGACAUUAGUCGUUCGACCACCUCGCAUUCAAUAUUCAGAUGCAUCUUAUCAACAACGAACUAUGUCAACACCAACCUACACAUCAUCAAAUAUAACAAAUUAUUAUUGA
Messenger RNA from Rotaria sordida, 810 nucleotides. The record is from the annotation of a GenBank genome assembly. NCBI's taxonomy places the organism in Eukaryota, Metazoa, Rotifera, Eurotatoria, Philodinida, Philodinidae.